AUGCCGGGCCAGCCAACCUUGGAAGCUUGGAAGCUUGGAAGCUCCUCCCUGGCCCUAUCUACUACACAGCCCGCCGACUCCCCGGCGCCUGUGGAUACCGCCCAUUCCGGUGUCUACCAGUGCAUUUCAAAGCAAUACUUCUUCUUCUGCCUGCCCGCCCAAACCACCACCACCACCACCGCCGCCGCCGCCGCCGCCGUGGCCGCCACCACCACCAUCUUGGGUGCCUCCAACGUCCGGAACCAUACGAACACGAAUGUUUACCUUCUCAACGACUUCCCUCUUCAACUGCGACAAAUCCGAUCAUCAUUCUUUUCCUGGUCGCCACCUCCUCCUCCUCCCAACACCCACCACUACCCACCGGCUGUCUACGUCAUCAUCGCAGCACUCAACAUGAGGAUCACCCUGAGCAUCAACAACCCGGAGGCCGAGGACCAGGACCUCCUGUCCCUCGACAUCUUCCCCGACAUGACCCUCGAAACUCUGCGAAGCUCCAUCCACGCCGAGACCCGCAUCGAGCCCAACGCCCAGCACCUCUACCACAACGGCCAGCUCAUAAGCGACAACUCCAAAACCAUGGAGCAGCUCCAGAUCGCCGAUGGCGAGAUGCUGGCACUCCACGUCAGGGACAUGCGGGGGAGCACCGGCGUGCCUGCUACCAGGGAGCAGCAGCCGCGGAGAGCACCCAUGGAGCAGGACCCCGAGCUCGUCCGCCUGCAGCUGCUUGGCAGCCCCCCGGAGUAUCGCGAGGAGCUUCGGAGGACCCAGCCGCAGCUUGCGCAGGCCCUCGACGACCCAGCACGGUUUGCAUCGGCCUUCAGAGACGUCUACGACCGGGAACGGCGGGAGCGCGCGGACCGGCAGCGCCAAAUCGCGGCAUUGAACGCGGAUCCUUUCGAUAUCGAGGCCCAGGAAAAGAUUGCGGAGAUCAUCAGGCAGGAGCAGGUCAUGGAGAAUCUACAGAAUGCAAUGGAACACAAUCCAGAAGUUUUUGGCCGGGUGCAUAUGCUCUAUGUCGACAUCGAGGUCAAUGGACACAAGGUCAAGGCCCUGGUAGAUUCGGGCGCGCAGGCAACCAUCAUGUCACCGCAAUGCGCCGAGGCUUGCAACAUCAUGCGGUUGGUCGACAAACGGUUUGCCGGCAUAGCUAAGGGUGUGGGUACCGCCACGAUUGUUGGUCGGGUGCACUCGGCGCAGAUCAAGAUAGGGUCCUUGUUUCUCCCCUGCAGCUUCACGGUCAUGGAGGGGAAGAACGUCGAGCUUCUCCUGGGCCUGGACAUGCUCAAGCGGCACCAGGCGAGCAUCGAUCUUGCUAAGGACAAGCUCAUCAUCCAGGGUGUCGAGAUACCUUUCCUGGGCGAGGCCGAGAUUCCAAAAGACAUCGAGGAAGCUCUGGAGGAGGAGCCAACAGUGAAAGGGCCUGGUGGCACGACGAUCGGAGGGCGGUCUGGUGCGAUUUCUCAGCCUGGCCCGUCGUCCGGCGCCCCGGGGCCGUCUUCGUCCGCCCCACCGCAAUCAGCUACCCCUUCAACAGCGCCCACACCUGCUCCUGCUACGUCAGGACAGCCUCAGUUCCCAAAUGAAGCGAUUGAGCAGUUGAUGCAGCUAGGGUUUCCACGUGAUGCUGCGAUACGUGCCCUGGAGGCGACUGGUGGUAACCUCGAGUUCGCCGCCGGACUUCUUUUCCAGGGGUAA
Diaporthe amygdali is the source of this 1695-nucleotide messenger RNA. Its product is annotated as aspartyl protease. Bases 1 to 1695 code for a protein of 564 amino acids. Gene Ontology annotation, biological process: proteolysis. The transcript is spliced from 6 exons. NCBI's taxonomy places the organism in Eukaryota, Fungi, Ascomycota, Sordariomycetes, Diaporthales, Diaporthaceae. The record is from RefSeq and is a predicted model, not a curated record. Gene Ontology annotation, molecular function: aspartic-type endopeptidase activity; protein binding.